AUGCACUAGGAGCAGGUUAUCUUUAGCAUUCCUGUUGCAUGGUUGCGUUUAUUAUUUGAUAUUUUAGUACAAUUUUGGACUAGAAAAUGCUGUUAUUACAUUUUUAUGGUUGAGUUAUAAGGUGAAUAUGAGCUCCGUGCCGUUAAAGAGGAGUUACAAGGAUCUGCCCGUGUGGAUUGUAGAGGACCACCACGAUGUGGUGCGACACAUUUACCGCUCCAUCGCCUCCAGACACCUGCCACUGACUGGCAUACCUCUGGUUCACCUGGACUCCCAUCCAGACCUGCUCAUCCCAGUUAACAUGGCGGCAGACACUGUGUUCGACAAGGACAAACUCCUCAGUGAGUUGAGCAUUGAGAACUGGAUCAUGCCCAUGGUGUAUGCAGGGCAUGUGUCCUCUGUUGCCUGGUUACACCCGUACUGGGCUCAACAGAUCUCAGAGGGAGACCACCAGCUGCAUGUGGGACGAGACAAGUCUACCACCACCAUCAGGGUGACAAGCACAGAGAACUACUUCCUGAGCGACGGCCUGUAUGUGGCCAAGGAGCAGCUGGAGAACAGUAAACCUCUGAGGCUCAGGGUGGUCAGAGUGCAGCCAGUAGAGCCUGGGCACCUGCCACUGACAGAAAAGUCCGAAGAGCCCGCACUGAAGAGGGUGCGAGCAGAGAGCACCAGUGAACCAGGGGCCAGCUGUGACACACCACAGUCACCAGAGGGCCCUCCAGACCCCCUUGCACCCAGCACACAAGGCAUAAGAGAGGGGGAGGGCUCCACAGAGUACAUCUUGAACAAUGUGCUCCCUCUACUGGACCAGACACAGCCCUACAUCCUGGACAUAGACCUGGACUUCUUCUCCUGCAAGAACCCUUUCAAAGAGCUUUACAGUCAGGAGGAGUACGCCAUCCUUCAGGAGCUGUACAGUUUCAGAGGACCUAACCCUGGAGCUGAUCAGGAGGAGCUAGAGGAGUGUGUGGAGAGCCGGGUGCGGCAGCUGGAGGACCUGGAGGCAGCGUUUGCAGAUCUGCUGGAGGACGAUGGAGAGGAGACAGUCACUCGCUGGAGCAAAAACCCAGGGAUGGCAUCUUUAGGUGAUCUGGUUUUGAGUCUAAAGUCAAAAAACUCCAGUCCAGACUAUGAAAUGGUGCAUCAGGCCGGGCUGACCUGUGACACAGUGGAGCUGCCUCACCACAUCAGCAGUGACCAGGAGAUUCGGAGUCUGCUCCGAGCGGUCACACAGUUCCUUAAGCAUCUGCCCAAGCCUACCAUCGUCACCAUGUCCAGGUCCAGUCUGGAUGAGUACUGCCCCCUGGAGCAGGUGGAGUCAGUGCAGGCCAACGUUUUGGAGGCUCUGGAGGAGCUUUUUGGACCACUGGACAUCCACAAGGACUAUGAAACACAGACAGAACAGACCCCAGCCUGCUGACCACAACAUCCAUGAGCUAUGGGAGUGAGAAGGUCCUGACCACACCCCAACACUGUGAGGAACCCUCAGAUAUCUACACACCGAGGAAUGUGUCUGUGAAAUCUAAAGCCACUGCAACAAAACAAUGCAUUUAGAGUUACAGUGGGAUAUGUUGUGAAAUAGGGUUGUAAAAAAUCAAUAAAAGUUGAAAUAUGGCGACUG
Periophthalmus magnuspinnatus is the source of this 1624-nucleotide messenger RNA. It is a transcript of the gene c17h5orf22, whose product is annotated as chromosome 17 C5orf22 homolog. The transcript has 10 exons. Bases 128 to 1423 code for a protein of 431 amino acids. Lineage: Eukaryota; Metazoa; Chordata; Actinopteri; Gobiiformes; Gobiidae. The record is from RefSeq and is a predicted model, not a curated record.